Molecule: messenger RNA, 4469 nt
Organism: Seriola aureovittata
Lineage: Eukaryota; Metazoa; Chordata; Actinopteri; Carangiformes; Carangidae
Gene: rab3gap1
Product: RAB3 GTPase activating protein subunit 1
Exons: 25
Coding region: 101-3064 (987 amino acids)
Biological process (GO): positive regulation of GTPase activity
Molecular function (GO): GTPase activator activity
Source: RefSeq, a predicted model, not a curated record
GGCAGCGGUACGCCGUGUAGAGUCUAGACUACCGGAAACAGGAAGAAAGAGAGAACAGGCUGUAUGACGUGGAAGAAGAAGAAGAAAAACAACAACAACAAUGGCUGCCGACAGUGAUCCCGAGUCAGAGGUGUUUGAGAUCACCGACUUCACCACCGCGUCAGAGUGGGAACGGUUUGUGUCCAGAGUGGAGGAAGUGCUAAAUGACUGGAAACUGAUCGGGAACUCUGCAGGAAAGUUGUCUGUAGAGAAGGGUGAAUACACCAGUGGCACGUGGGGGGAGAAGUCUCAGGAUAUAAAUUUUGCUGACUUUAAGUUCUUCAUAACUCACUACUUCCUGAAACAAGAAUCUGAGAAGGAUGAUGGGAAGGACAAGCAUGAGGAAGAUGCCUUCCCCCUGGCGAUGCAGGACCUUCUGUGUAUGAACAAUGAUUUCCCUCCUCGAGCCCACUGCCUGGUCAGAUGGUAUGGUAUGCGAGAGUUUGUGGUCAUCUCCCCUGGAGCCAACUGUGAGGCCAUUGUCAGUGAGUCCAAAUGCAAUCUGCUCCUCAGCUCCAUCUCCAUUUCUCUGGCCAACAGCGGCUGCCAGGUGCCCAUGUUUGUUCAGACCCAGCAGAAGUGGAGACGGAUGUAUGCUGGAGAGUGCCAGGGACCGGGUGUGCGCACUGACUUUGAGAUGGUGCAUCUCCGCAAGGUGCCGAGUCAGUACAACCACCUGUCAGGCCUGCUGGACAUCUUCAAGGCAAAGAUAGGUUGCACUCUGUCCCCUCUGCCGCCGAUCAACAUCGCGAUCCGUUUCACUUACAUCCUCCAGGACUGGCAGCAGUAUUCAUGGCCGCAGCAGCCUCCAGACUUUGACACACUCCUUGGAGGUGAGGUGGGAGGGGUGGAGUUUGGGAAGCUUCCUUUUGGAGCCUGCGAGGAGCCAAUCAGUGAACUACACCUGGCGACUACGUGGCCUCACCUGACAGAGGGCAUCGUUGUGGAUAAUGAUGUCUACAGUGACCUCGACCCCCUCCAAGCUCCUCACUGGUCGGUCCGAGUCAGGACAGCUGAAAACCCUCAGUGUUUACUGGGCGACUUGCUGACAGAGUUCUUUAAGCUCUGCUGUAGGAAGGAGUCCAGUGAAGAGAUUCUGGGAAGAAGACUGGCUGAAGACGAGGGCAAAGAAAAUAGUGACAUCACCUCUGCUUUAUCGAAGCUGACAGAACCAGCAGCACCUGUACCGAUCUCCAAACUGUCUGUCAGCAACAUGAUGCACAGCGCCAGGAAGCACAUCCGACGCCACAGACGCAUUGACGAGUCACCGCUCAACACGGAUAUACUCAAUUCUGUCCUUCUGUAUCUCUUCCCGGAUGCUGCUGUGGAGAAGUCAUCAGACAGCAGCAAGAAUAAAACGACACAGUCAAACUCCUCUGGGAAAGCAGAGCAGGAUAAAAACUCUGACUACAACCUUUUCCUCCAGCUGAAGUCGGCGCCCAGCGACAGUCUGACCUACCGACUGGCACUGUGUGUGUGUCUGGUCAACUACAAUCAUGGAGGGCUGCGGGCUGUUGCCCACAUCUGGCAGGAGUUUGUCCUGGAGUUACGCUACAGAUGGGAAAACAACUACCUAAUUCAUGGACUGGCUGGUGGACCUCCUGAUCUUCGCUGUUGUCUUCUGCAUCAGAAGCUGCAGAUGCUGAACUGCUGCAUCGAGAGGAAGAGGGCCAGAGAUGAAGCUCGCAAGGCGCAAGAUGGAAGCAAAGAGAGAGAGCGCAAGGUGUCGGGCGGAGGCUCCCAGAACAGCUCCCCCGCACCAGAGGGAGGCGCGAGGGAGGUGUCUCAGGGGAAAUCCUGGGACUCGUGGAGCGACAGCGAGGACGAGUUCUUUGAGUGCCUGAGCGACCAGGGGGAGGCAGACGCUCCACACGCUGAGGGAGAGAAGGAGGGCAGUAAGAGUAAAGCAGAGGGCAGACUGCACCCGUACAACAGCAUGACUCUGCUCAACUCCACUGAGCCUCUCUACGUCCCUGUCACACAGGAACCUGCUCCCAUGACUGAGGAUCUGUUGGAGGAGCAGUCAGAGGUUCUGGCCAAACUGGGCACAUCAGCUGAAGGAACCCACCUCCGCGCCCGGAUGCAGAGCGCCUGUCUGCUCUCUGACAUGGAGUCCUUUAAGGCGGCCAACCCCGGCUGUGUUCUGGAAGACUUUGUACGCUGGUAUUCACCGAGGGAUUACGUAGAGGAGGAGGUGGUCGAUGAGAAGGGCAACACGGUGGUGAAAGGCGAGCUCAGUGCCAGGAUGAAGAUCCCGGGCAACAUGUGGGUGGAGGCUUGGGAGACAGCCAGAGUUACACCUGCACGCCGUCAGAGAAGACUUUUUGACGACACUAAGGAGGCAGAGAAGGUUCUGCACUAUUUAGCAGUGCAGAAACCUGCAGACCUGACCCGCCAUCUCCUGCCAUGCAUUCUCCACGCUGCUAUUCUGAAACUGAAGGAGGAAGAGUUGGUAGAAGACAUUCCAUCCGUCAAAAAGACCAUUCAGCAGGCUACAUCUCAGGCCAGCAAGCUGCUGCACCCCCACAACCAUGACUACAAGAAGUUAGAGGAUUUCAUUAACCAGUUGAUGGCCAUGGAAACAGUCAUCACCCGAGCUCGAUCGCUCAAAGCCAAGUUUGCCGUCAGCGAGGGCGAGAAGGGAGAGGACACAGAGCUGGAGAAGUUCGUGAGCUCCCUGUUGGAGGAACCGGAGGUCGUAGUGAUCGGAGGUGGUCAGGGUCCAGCAGGCAGCAUCAUCCACAGGCUGUUUGUCAACUCUCAGAGGCUGGCUGACUUCACCAGUGACGAGGCCGCCCUCCUGUCUCCGCUGGAUGAAGACGUGGGUCCCGACAGGAAGCCGAGCGGAGGGAGCAACAAAGUGACUGACUUCCCGUCUCCGGCGGGACGGGAGAUCCUGCUGCGGACGUGCGUCCCUCGGCCAGCGCCGUACUCCAAAGCUCUACCUCAGCGGCUCUUCUGCGUGCUGAUGAGGGAGGAGUUCAGGCUGGCGGGGGCCUUCUCCUCAGACACCUCCUUCUUCUGAGGUUCAACACCUUCGCACAGAGUUUCAUCUGACACCGUGCGCGGAGUGUAAUUUACACUGUGGAACCAGAAGCAGAGGAUCAGUGAAGGAGGUGAUUCACUUCAUUAACAAAAUGCUUGUUUUUAUUCAGGUUUGACAAAUCUGAGCUGACUCCAUAUCUCUACUCAACACAUUAAUGAGAAUUACUAUCUGAAGAAAUAGGAAGAGGUCCCUUUAUUUCAUGUUUGUGCUCCUACACAGCUGGAAACAUCAGGAGGGUUUAACAGUGUUGCAUGUGUAGAUAAGUGAGCAGCUGAAAACCGAGUGUUCAGGUCAGGAGGUUGGAUGAACAUCCACUCUCCACCAUGCUGGAUGUUUUUCAGUCAGAUCGCACAGCUAGUGUCAUACAUCUGCAUUUAUAUUAAAGUUCUCCACAGCAUUAAAUCAGCAUAAAAAUGUAACCAUUUAUACGCUGCAGUUCUGAUUUUAUUCUCUUUCAGUUAUCCAAUAACAGAAACGAAUGAAAUAAAAUGACUGGUGACUAAAUCACAUCUAGUUCUGGCUUUAGAAUUCACCACUGCUGAGCUAUAAAAUAUAAAUAAUUCUAAAAUACCUCCAGUGUCAUAACGUCAGCCACACGAUUCUCUUCUUCUGGUUUCCUUGAUGUAAGUUUAUCUGCUUCUUACUUUCAACACACCAAGUGACGACAACAUGAAACACUUCUGUUCCUGUGUUCAGGUGCAUGAGGGUUGACUGCUCCCUAGGCCUGGGCUGAUAUUCCAUAAUAUCGGAUAUUGUUGUAUUUCUCGCCAUAUGCGAUAGUUUUCUUUUUUGUUUUUUUUCUGCAGAUUUGCUCAGUAUGCUCUGUUGCCACGACGACACUCAUUUCACUGCUUUAGCGUAUGACAAAAAAAACUUUGGGCUGCUGUUUAGUGGCAUCAUUACUUAUACCUGAAACAUAGAAUACAACCACACAAUCAUAUGGUUAUACAAAUACUCCCAUUAUAUUGUAUAUCGCAAUAUUUGGGUUGCACAGUAUGGAGAUAUUGCACUUUGGAUAUGGCCCAAGCCUAGUGAUCCCACUUGUUGAUUAUAAUGUGCUAAUGGCAUGUUGCCACUAGCUUCCAGGCCUGAGCAGUUGCUGGUUCCUGAAGCACGAGAGCAUUUUGCACAUGAAGGCUUGUUGAUUCGUGUUUACCCUGCUUCAUAUUUACUGAUCGCAGCAGAAGCCAGUGCAGUCGCUCGUAGGCCUAAAUUCCAAUGUAAAAGUGUUGUCAUGUAAUGAUGAUAAAUGGUUUGUGUUAGACUGAUGUAACAAGUGAUGGGAGACAUCUGUUUAUUUAGGAGAUAUGUGCAAAGUACAUGUUUAAUGUUUAAUGUUGGUCCUAAUGUCUGCUAAUCUACAAUAAACGCAGCUCUCCUCUCA